AUGGCUCACAGGUUAGGUGGACGUAGAAAGAACGUUAAAAAAGGUUUCCAAUUUACUCUUAUGGUAGUUGGCGCGUCUGGAAUCGGUCGCUCUACCUUUGUAAACACACUGUGUGGUAGUGAAGUUUUAACCAAAAAACUCUGCGAUUCUCCCGAAACUGCGCAUGUGGAAGAAGGUAUUCGUAUCAAACCCGUCACAGUUGAAUUGGAAGAAGAUGGUGUCAGAAUUGCCUUAACAAUUGUAGAUACUCCUGGGUUUGGUGACAAUAUUGACAACGAAUUUUGUUUUCAAGAAAUUAUGGGAUAUCUAGAAAGACAGUAUGAUGACAUCCUUGCUGAAGAAUCGCGAAUCAAACGUAAUCCACGAUUUAGAGAUAAUCGCGUACACGCUCUUCUUUACUUUAUUACUCCAACAGGUCAUUCUCUCCGUGAAAUCGAUAUUGAAUUAAUGAAACGAUUGAGUCCACGUGUCAAUGUGAUUCCUGUUAUUGGCAAAGCAGAUACUUGUACACCAACCGAAUUAGCUGAAUUUAAAAAGAGAAUUAUGGAAGAUAUCAAUCACUAUAAUAUUCCAAUUUACAACUUCCCAUUCGAUAUAGAGGAAGAUGAUGAGGAAACUGUUGAAGAAAAUGGAGAACUAAGGGCCCUUUUACCCUUUGCCAUUAUUGGUAGUGAAGAAGAAAUUCAAGUAAAUGGAAGGUCCGUUCGCGGGCGCCAAUACCCAUGGGGUGUUGUUGAAGUUGAUAAUCCACAACACUCAGACUUUGCUAGAUUACGAUCGGCCUUGUUAAGCUCUCAUUUACAAGAUCUGAAAGAAAUAACUCAUGAUUUCUUGUAUGAAAAUUAUCGUACAGAUAAACUUAGUCGAAGUGCUGAUUCCCCUGUCGAGGAAACCUCGAAUAAUAUUUUACCGGAAGAACUUACUUCUCAAAGUGUUAGAUUGAAGGAAGAACAAUUAAAACGCGAAGAAGAGAAAUUAAGAGAAAUUGAAUUGAAGGUUCAACGUGAAAUCACCGAAAAAAGACAAGAAUUGCUGGCUAAAGAAGAGGCCCUUAGAAAAUAUUUGAAUUAG
Funneliformis geosporum is the source of this 1071-nucleotide messenger RNA. Lineage: Eukaryota; Fungi; Glomeromycota; Glomeromycetes; Glomerales; Glomeraceae. The record is from the annotation of a GenBank genome assembly.